Messenger RNA from Aureobasidium namibiae CBS 147.97, 1548 nucleotides. RefSeq names its product cytochrome P450 phenylacetate 2-hydroxylase. The transcript has 3 exons. Gene Ontology annotation, molecular function: oxidoreductase activity, acting on paired donors, with incorporation or reduction of molecular oxygen; heme binding; monooxygenase activity. The record is from RefSeq and is a predicted model, not a curated record. NCBI's taxonomy places the organism in Eukaryota, Fungi, Ascomycota, Dothideomycetes, Dothideales, Saccotheciaceae. The coding region runs from base 1 to 1548 and encodes 515 amino acids.
AUGGCAUCGCCGGUAGUGCUCGGUGUAGCUGCUCUUCUCGUCUUCUUCGUUAUUCGAUACCUUAAUUCGUCUGACGCUCCCAAGAUCAAGAAUCUCCCGGAGAUCCCUGGUGUUCCUCUUUUUGGCAACCUGCUUCAAUUAGGUACAGAUCAUGCUACCGUUGCUCAGAAAUGGGCGAAGCAGUAUGGACCAGUGUUCCAGACUCGUCUCGGAAACAAGCGCAUUGUGUUCGCCAACACAUUCGAUUCCGUUAAGCACUUGUGGGUCACAAACCAGUCAGCAAUGAUCUCUCGACCAACCUUGCACACUUUCCACACGGUGGUCUCGUCAUCCAGCGGAUUCACAAUCGGUACCUCUCCGUGGGAUCCUUCGUGUAAAGAGCGAAGAAAGGCAGCAGCAACAGCUCUCAAUCGUCCAGCGGUGCAAAGCUACAUGCCCUUCAUCGACUUUGAAGCCACAAGAUCAAUCAAAGAGAUGCUUGCAGACUCGAAAAACGGGACCAUUGACGUCGACCCAAAUCCUUAUUUCCAACGAUACGCCUUGAGCACCAGUCUUACCCUCAAUUACGGUGUCAAGAUCGAAGGCAGCAUCGACAACGAGAUGCUCAAGGAAAUCACCCACGUAGAACGUGAGAUCAGUAACUUCAGAUCCACAUCGAACAACUGGCAGGAUUACAUCCCGCUCAUGCGACUGUGGCCAACGAACAACGUGAAGCCACUCGAGUACAAGAAACGCAGAACAGCAUACAUGACCAAGCUGUUGAACAUGCUCAAGGAAAAGAUCAAGGCUGGUACCGACAGACCAUGCAUCACUGGCAAUAUCCUGAAGGAUCCUGAAGCCAAGCUGAACGACGCCGAGAUCAUGUCCAUCUGCCUGACAAUGGUCUCGGCCGGUCUGGAUACUGUCCCAGGUAACCUCGUCAUGUGUUUGGCAUAUCUGUCAUCCGAGCAUGGCCAGAAGAUCCAGCAGAAAGCUUUGGACGAGAUCAACAGGGUCUAUCCAGACGGUGACGCUUGGGAGAAAUGCCUGAGCGAGGAAAAGGUUCCAUACAUCACAGCUCUCGUCAAGGAGACUCUGAGAUUCUGGUCAGUGAUACCGAUCUGCUUGCCACGAGUAAGCAUCAAGGAUAUCGAAUGGCAAGGCGCUGUGAUUCCUUCUGGCACUACAUUUUAUAUGAAUGCGUACGCAGCCAACUACGAUGAGUCGCAUUUCAAGGAUCCCUAUAAGUUCGAGCCCGAACGAUACCUGGACAAGGAGAUGACGGGUAUUGAACAUUUCGGCUAUGGAGCAGGCAGCCGCAUGUGCGUGGGCAGCCAUUUGGGUAACCGUGAGCUGUAUACUGCCUUUUUGAGGCUCAUCACGGCAUUCCACUUCGUUGCACCGAAUGAUUCCAAAGAUAGGCCUAUUCUGGAUGCGUUGGGUGCGAAUGCUCUUCCCACGAGUCUUACAAUGGAACCAAAGCCGUUCAAGGUCGGACUCCGCGUACGCGACAGGCAGCAGCUGGACAAGUGGAUCAAAGAGAGCGAGGAUAGGACAGCAGAUCUUUGA